Molecule: messenger RNA, 3294 nt
Organism: Rhopilema esculentum
Lineage: Eukaryota; Metazoa; Cnidaria; Scyphozoa; Rhizostomeae; Rhizostomatidae
Source: RefSeq, a predicted model, not a curated record
AUGGGUGCUCUCGGGACCGUUGAAUGGAAACUUAAGAACACGCCCACCUUGCUAAAUGAGUGUAAUAAAAUAAUUGAGGAACAAGAAGAUCUUGGUAUUAUCGAGAAAGUUACGGAAUUAGAGGGGGCCGAAAAGGUUUAUUACAUGCCUAGCCAAGUUGUCGUAAGGGAGAAUGCGGAAACCACUAAAGUACGCAUGGUUUUCGAUGCCUCUUCUAAGGAAGGGAAAAGCGGUACUUCGUUAAACGAUUGUUUACAUGUUGGACCUAAUUUAACACCAUUGUUAUUUAACAUACUUGUUCGGUUUAGAGAGAAUAACAUCGCACUUGUAGGUGAUAUCGAGAAGGCAUUCUUAAAUGUAGGUGUUCAUGCUACCGACAGGGAUUGUUUGCGUUUUUUAUGGGUCGAAAAUCCUCAUGAAAACGAUUUGAAACUUGUUGUUUAUCGAUUUGCGCGCGUUGUUUUUGGAGUUAAUGCAUCGCCUUUUUUGUUGAACGCGGUUAUUAGGAAUCACGUAACUAAGUUUCAAGAUAUAGACCCGGAAUUUGUUAAGAAGAUGUUAAAUUCUUUCUUUGUUGAUGAUUUAUGUACGGGGGCUAAGACAGUCCAAGAAGCAAUUUCGUUGUUUGAUAAAUCUAAGACUAGGAUGCUAGAAGGAGGAUUUAAUUUACGGAAAUGGAAGUCAAAUAAUGGGGAAGUAAGGGAGUACGUAUCACGAUGUGAAGGUAAAUCGAAAGGUUUAGCCAGUGCCAAUGUAAACAGUAAUGACGAGGAAACUUAUGCGCAGAAAAAGUUAAAUAUUGUCGAUGGACAAGGUAAAACUAAGGUUUUAGGCUUAGUCUGGGAGGAGGAAACGGAUAAUUUGGAGAUUGUUCUGGAUAGUAUAGGUACUAUAAGAGGGGAGAGAGACUGUGUAACGAAAAGAUCGGUUUUAAGCUCGCUAGCUAAGUUGUUUGACCCGUUAGGACUAGUUAGUCCCGUCUCAACGAUAGCUAAAUCAUUUUUCCAGGAAUUGUGCGUGGAUAAGAUAGGAUGGGAUGAAGAGUUACCUCCAGAAAAAAGGGAUAAAUGGGAAAGAUGGGAAAAGGAUUUGAAACAGGUGAAAUCUAUUUCAGUGCCCAGGGGUAUACACCCAUACAACGAGGAAACGGGUAAAUAUUCCUUACACGGGUUUGGAGAUGCCAGCGCCAAGGCAUAUUGUGCUGUAAUUUAUCUUGUUUGCGAGACAGGAAGCGGAAUUUAUUCUAGACUUGUUUGUUCUAAAACUCGUAUCGCCCCACUCAAGGGUCUCUCAAUACCACGCUUGGAACUUAUGUCGGCCAGGAUUUUAGCAAAUUUGAUGGAAAACGUUAGAAAUGCACUAAGUUUUCUGGUUGAAAUAACAUCGUUGAAGUAUUGGUUGGACAGCGAAACAGUUUUAUUUUGGUUAAAUAAUGCUGGGGAGUGGAAGCAAUUUGUUAGACAAAGGGUAAACGAGAUUCUAGCCAAGACUGAUAAGGAUAAUUGGAGACAUUGCCCAGGGAAAGAGAACCCAGCGGAUAUAGGAAGUAGGGGGCUGGAAGCAAGUAAAUUAAAGAACAACAUUACGUGGUGGGGAGGUCCCGCAUGGCUUAAACAAGGUAUAGAUUAUUGGCCUAAGAGGAAUUACCUAGAGAGAACGGAAAAUGUAGAUCUAGAGAGUAAGAAACAGGCUGUAGUGCUAAGUGGGGCAGAGGAGAAUGGAUCUUUUAUAGGUUCUGUAGUGGACAUAAAUAGGUUCAGUAAUAUGAAUAAGUUGCUUCGUACCACGGCAUGGAUUUUCAGGUUUAUAGGAAACGUUAAGGCUAAAGUAGCUGGGAAGGAGAUAAACACUAACGAAAUAACUGUAGAAGAAAUAGAGAGAGCCGAGCAAUUAUGGAUUAUGGAUGCCCAGUCUACUGUUAGUGAAAAGAAUGAUGCGUGUUUGUUAAGGAAUUUGGGAGUAUUUAAGGAUAAUGGUAUUUUAAGGUGUAAGGGGAGACUAGAAAAUUCGGAGCUCGAUCCUGGGACUAAAUUUCCUAUUUUGAUUCCAGGGAAUCAUCUAUUUGCGAACCUUAUAGUAUUGCAUUGUCACGGUAUAGUGAAACACCUCAAAGUAAGGCCAACCUUGGCAGAAAUAAGAACUAAGUUUUGGAUACCGAAGGGUAGGUUAUUGGUCAGAAGAUUGUUAAGUACAUGCACAGUAUGCAGGCGUUUGGAGGGCAAACCAUAUUCGCAGCCGAUUACGGCAGCCCUGUCAAAUUUUAGAGUGCAACAAGCCGAACCCUUUAGCAAAACAGGGGUAGAUUUUGCCGGACCCUUGUUUGUAAGAGAAAAGGAUGGGAGCAUGAAUAAAGUGUACAUAGCCUUGUUCUCCUGUUGUGUUACGCGUGCGGUCUCUUUAGAGCUCGUCAAUGACUUAUCUACGGAGUCAUUUUUAAGGUGUUUUCGUAGGUUUGUAGCCAGAAGGGGUGUGCCAAGCCUUGUCAUUUCGGAUAAUGCCAAAACGUUCAAGGCAGCAGCAAAACUUUUCGACAAUUUGAACAAAAACCCCACAUUUUUAACUUUUCUACAGAACGAGAGACUUAUUUGGAAGUUCAAUCUAGAAAGGACACCAUGGUGGGGUGGGUUUUUCGAAAGAAUGGUUGGGACAGUUAAACGGUGUCUACGCAAAGUUAUUGGGAAAGCAAAACUAACGGAGGAUGAGCUUCGCACAUUGAUUCUCGAAGUCGAAAGUAUCAUUAACGCGAGGCCUUUAACUUAUGUGUAUGAAGAGCUCGAUUCGGAGCCAUUAACUCCUUCGCACUUAAUUUUUGGCAGAAGGUUGGUAACAUUGCCAGAUAAUGCUAAAGAAAUUAAUAGUAACGAUGCUUCGUAUUCUAGAAGGUACAAGUAUUUGUUGAAAAACCUGGACCAUUUUUGGAACAGAUGGCGAACCGAGUACUUAGUAAAUUUGCGGGAGCACCACAAGCUUUCAGGCAAAGAUACGGCCAAAAUUAGAGUUGGAGAUACCGUAGUGGUACACGAGGACAAUGUGAAAAGAUCGCUUUGGAAACUUGGGAGAAUAGACAAGCUCAUCAUGGGGAGAGAUGGACAUAUCAGAGGGGCAAAGGUAUGCGUAAUUUCACGUAACAAACCAGAUUUUAUUUCUAGGCCUUUGCAAAAAUUGUACCCUAUAGAAUGGAGACAAGGAGAUACAAAUGGCGACAAGGAAAGUGUGAAAAGUUCGGUUCAAGAAAGUGAAAGGUUGAGAAGCGAUAAGGGUGUAGAGCAUGAGAUUGAGAAGGGUGUGGUGAAG